CUGAGGGUGAGCUCACGGCAAGUGAUUGCACUCCGAAUUGAAACCCGAGAUUAACAACAACCAAAUCCGCCUCGGUUCCUGCAACAAAUUACGACACGAAGCGUUCGUCAGUUUAGUUAGCAGAAUGAAGCGCACAAUCUGAUUCAGCUCCCCUUCUUUUUCGCUUGGAUUGAUGCUUUGAUUGGGCGGAGUCGCAGUACCAGUCUCUUUACUGCAGCUCUGCCAUCUCCUCUUCCCUCUUCAUCAUUGCAAUUCACACGAUUGACAAAGGGUUUCAGGUAGCAGCGGCCAAAUUUUGAUUCAUCCAUGGAGGCUAUUUAUCCAUCUGCUUCCUUGAAUUAUAGCCAGUUCGAUGGGUCCACUUUUGAUGAGCUCUCCAUGGAGCAAAGCCUGCUCUUCUCGGAUAGCCUCAAGGACUUGAAGAAUUUGAAGGCGCAAUUGUACUCUGCUGCUGAGUAUUUUGAGUUGUCAUACAUCACUGAUGACCACAAACAAUUUGUGGUCAACACAUUGAAAGACUAUGCUAUCAAGGCAUUGAUUAACACUGUGGACCAUCUUGGAUCAGUUUCAUACAAGGUAAAUGGGGUUUUGAAUGAGAAGGUCGAUGCUAUUUCUGCAGCAGAAUUUCGAGUUUCAAGUAUCGAACAGAAAAUUCGAACGACUCAAGAACUUGUCGAUCGCGAAGGGCUAACUCAACAGGCUCUGGUAAUCAAAACUCCUAGAUACCACAAACGAUAUGUUUUACCUGGAGGUCAAACCAUGCCUGAAUCUGGAAAAUAUGCAAUGCCAAAGUAUGAAAUCCAUAAUGCUGCCAAGAAGAACAUUGAACCACCCAAGUUUGAAUCUGUCCACAAUGCUGACAAGAAGAUUGAAUCAGCCAAGUUACAAUCUGUUCAAAAACCAACACUGGAUAAAGCACCUUCACUUAGGAAGACACAAACCAUGCCGAAAUCUCCUUCCGUACGAGCACGUUCAGUAUCUCCUCGGAAACUCCGUUCUCCUUCGCCUUCACAGCAUUUUGGAAAAUACUUCAGUCCUGAUAAAAGAGCACCAUCACCAGUUCCAGUGUCUAAUCCAUUAGCAAGGUCUGGAUCGCUUGCAAUACGACCCAAAACUCUCAACUCAUCAUUCAGCAUGCAACAGUAUCCUUCACAGACUAAGAAAUCAAUAUCAAUGAAGCUGCAUGCUGAAAGGAAUGACCAAAAAGAUACCGAGCAGAAUCCAAGCAGAGGCAAAAAAUUGCUUAAGACCCUGCUCAGCAGGCGCAAAUCCAAAAAAGAUGAUACAAUUUAUAAUUAUUUUGAGGAAUAUUGAAUCAAAUAUUUGCGUUUUUCUACCUCAAAUUUUGUUUGUGAAACAUACUUAAAGCUAUAUCAUGUAAAGCAGUUUAAAAACAAAGCAAAAUUGUGCUCGGAGUAUCAGCACACCUUUUUUUUUCUUUUUCUUUCUGGGUAUAAUGAUGUUAAAUUCUUGUAAAUUAACUAUAAUCAAUUUCAGAUGGUGCUGUUUGAUGCUA
This is a messenger RNA of Zingiber officinale, 1516 nucleotides long. RefSeq names its product protein ABIL2-like. The coding region runs from base 307 to 1314 and encodes 335 amino acids. Lineage: Eukaryota; Viridiplantae; Streptophyta; Magnoliopsida; Zingiberales; Zingiberaceae. The transcript is spliced from 11 exons. The record is from RefSeq and is a predicted model, not a curated record.